GUAGCUAUGUCCCUCUUCCCGUCGUCAGAGAGAGACCAGCUGGGACCAAGCGAGAGGACGAUGAGGAAAAACUACACUAACUAGAAACCAUCGAGAUGGAUUCAAACAAGUUUCUGUGUGCUAAGAGGAUGUUUAUCCAGUGAUGGGUGUCUGACUGAAUUGUCCAACAACAAACCAGAGUCUCGGAGAGAAGACUCAUCGUCUGGUGAUGCCAUCGAUGGAGGUGAUCUCUUACCACACAGCUUUUGACGCUGAAUUUGGCACUAACGUUAUAAUAUUCACUUCAAAUAAUAAUAAUUUAUUCCAGUGAGAUAUUCAUAUUAUAUUUAAGAUAUGAUUUGGGUGUUGUUUAACAAACGUUUCUAUAAGCGUCUCUUUGUAGUUUACAUUUCAGCUAGCUAUAAAACAAAGCUAAGUUAGCUUGGUUGUUGUUCUGGACAUGUCUGAGCUAAUAUUUAGUAAUUCACUUCAUUAUCGACAGUUUAUCAGACGUGAAGUGCUCGACUACUGAAAACAGAAAACAACAUCGACGUCCUUGCUUUGUUGUGAUUUAUUGUGGGACUGUCACCUUGAUUACAUUAGCCAUCGUUGGCUAACUAUUAGGUAACUAUUAGCUAGCUAACCUCUGACUACAUUAACGUUAUUUAUGCCUGGCUAUAACAACCAUCUGGCAUUUAGUAGCUACACAGCUAAUCUCUUCUUUGCCCUGUUACUGGCUUCGUGUUGUUCACAAGAUGCAUCAACAGGACUUUUCAAUAGAUUCCUCUGGGUCUAGGAAGAUGUCUUUCCACAAUAGAAGAGGCAGUAACACCACCGGUAGUGGCGGUGCAUCUGGGUCUGCUGCAGGUAGCAGUAAUGUAAUUCCCACUGAUGAUUAUCAGUCAACUAGCCAGGCUGGGUCCUCCUCCCCUGAGCCGCACCACCACCCCCUGAGCCUUAACCUCCCCCAGUCCGGGUCUCAGGUGAAAAAAAAGAGUGGCUUCCAGAUAACUAGCGUGACCCCGGCCCAGGUCUCUGUUAGCACCAACAACAGCAUAGCGGACGACACAGAGAGUUAUGAUGACAUGGAUGAAUCCCACACAGAGGACCUGUCCUCUUCUGAAAUGCAGGAAGUGUCCGUACCUCGGGACACCGGCGUCCCUGAGAGGAGCUCCUCGGACGAGACCCUGAACAGCCCCCAUGGGGUGGAGACCCCAGGCGCAGUGUCCCCUAACGAACCCCUGAACCCUCACUCCCUACCCCAGGACCCUCCGUGCGAACCCCUGCAGCCUCAGGGCCCUCCACAGCCUGGUAACAUGGUGAAUGGGACUGUGCAUCAUCUGCAAGAGAAUGUGGUGCCAGCAGCCUUUACUGUCUCAGUGGCAGGGGGGUGUUCCUCUGAAAUGGCUGGGCCCAACCAGACCCAGAUGGGGCAGGGUAUGGUGGAGAAUACCACUGCCCAGUUCCCUGUUACCAUCACUGCUGCGCCAGGCAUGGAUGUGUCAUCCAUAGUCAGUGAUAGUGGUGCCCCUCCCUCUGCGGGCCCAAUAAUCUUUGACAGUAGUGGAGGCCGGCAAGUGACAUCCAGUGGAGUAGGGGCUCUCCCUGGAGUCACAGGGCCCACCGAUAGCACUCAGAUUGGGAUGUCAGUAGCAGUGGCACAGCCUGUGACCUCCAGCACCCAGACACAACAGACUCAGACCCAAGCCACUCCGGGGUCUCGCUUCAGAGUGGUGAAGCUGGACUCUAACUCAGAGCCGUUCCGCAAGGGAAGAUGGAUGUGUACAGAGUACUAUGAGAAGGAGGUUCUCCCUGCCGCGCCCACUUCUGACCCAGCCCCUGCACCCAGCGCUGGCGGCCCAGAGAGCCAAGCAGGGAAUGGAAGUGUGGUGGCCGGUGUUGUCCAAUACGGAGGCAUAGAGAUGGGAGCAGUGGCACCCCAGACCUCGCAGACAUACCAGCACCAGGACUACACCAGUCCUGAGACUGUCCAAAAUUCUCUGCAAGCCCACAUGGUCCCUCAGGACCCUAACCCUCUCCUGUUGCAGCAGACCAGCAUGGUCCCCCAUGGUACUCUACCAGCAGCCCCCCAGGUGAAUGCCCAGGGCGCUCGGAGUCAGGCCAUGUCCCAGCAGAUGCCCUAUGAUAUGGAGCAUGCCCAGACAGGCUACCCCACGCCCCAGUUCCCAGCGGGGCUAGUGUGCCAGACAGGCAGCCGGCCUCCAGACUUCAUCCAGCCUACGGCUCCUCUCCAGUCCCAGGUCCUCCCCCCACACCCUGGCUCUCUUGGGGUGUCCAUGCCUGGCCCGGCCGCUGUCCCUCAACCCCUUCAGAGUCAGCUCCAGAACCUCCCAGCUCAGCAGCUGCACCCUCACCCCCAGCACCCCUCCGCCCCUUUCGUGACCACACUCCGUGCCGACCUCCAGCCCCUCCUGACUCACGGGGUUCCCCUCAGCCACACCAGCCUGGCCCAAAGCGGGGCUCUGUACGGGGGAAGCAUCCCCACCCUAACGGCAUCCCAGCUGGAGGAUGCCCAGAGGCUGCUGUUCCAACACCAGUCCCUGCUGACGCUGCCCCGGCUGGGGGCUGCAGGAGGGGGCCGCUCCAUGGAGAGCAUGGGGAUGGCUGGAGAUGCCAGUGCCUUAGUGGCCGCUGCUGCAAGCCUGAGGACACAGUCUGCAGAUGGAGAGGAGGACAGCUCUUCUGGUGCCAGUUUGGUGGCCAUCGACAAUAAAAUCGAACAAGCAAUGGACCUGGUAAAGAGCCACCUGAUGUAUGCUGUGAGAGAGGAGGUAGAUGUGUUGAAGGAACAGAUUAAGGAGCUGGUAGAGAGGAACUCCCAGUUGGAGCAGGAGAACAGCCUCCUGAAAACCCUGGCCAGCCCAGAGCAGAUGGCUCAGUUCCAGGCUCAGGUCCAGCCCAGCUCUGGCUCCCCGACAGCGACAGGCUCCUCUAACCCCCAGCCGUCCUCACAGAGCUCUGGGACCUCUACAUAGCCCCCUUCCUCGGAAAGACGUACGCAGGAGGGAGGAGAACCUUUACUCUACUGCGAACUGACCUCAUGCAAUGCAACAAGAACCACUAUGGCUCAAUCAAGGAGAGACUGCUACAAAAAUAAAAAACAUGUUUUGCACAUUUAUUUAACUGACCAAAGACAAUGAUGGACACUUGUGUGUCAGGUGUUCUCUUCGCUUGGAAUGCUUCAGACGAUCACAAUGGAGACCAGGGAGGUGAAUGGAACAGAUGGACAGUUGUCAUGGAGAUGAAACAGACAACAACCCACAACUGGUACACUGUCUUCAGAUCUAUACAGUGACUAUUGAAUUGUGCCGUUGCUGCCAUUUCUUUAAAUGUUCAUUUUGUUGGAUUAUUACCUAGCUGUGAAUUGAAUCAAAGAACAAGAAAUGAGGUGCAUUAUCUGUAGGGAUCAUUAAAGAAAGAGAAAACAAGGCCCCAUCUGGUAUGGGGCGUAGGGUGGAACAUACAGUGCAUUUGGAAAUAAAUUCAGACCACUUUAGUUUUUCCAAAUUUUGUUGCAUUACAGUCCAUUCAAAAAUUGAUGAAAUCGUUUUUUUUUUUUCUUCCACAUCAAUCUACACACAUUAGUAAUGACUAAAGAAAAACAGUUUUGGAGUAAUUUUGCGAAAUGUAUUAAAUAUAAAAAACUAAAAUAUCACAUUUACAUAAGUAUUCAGACCCUUUACUCAGUACUUUGUUGAAGCACCUCUGCCAGCGAUUACAGCCUUGAGUCUUCUUGGGUAUGAUGCUACAAGCUUGGUACACCUGUAUUUGUGGAGUUUCUCCUAUUCUUUGCAGAUCCUCUCAAGCUCUGUCAGGUUGGAUGGGGAGCGUCGCUGCACAACUAUUUUCAGGUCUCUCCAGAGAUGUUCGAUCGGGUUCAAGUCCGGGCUCUGGCUGGACCACUCAAGGACAUUGAGAGACUUCCUGAAGCCACUCCUGCAUUGUCUUGGCUGUGUGCUUAGGGUCGUUGUCCUGUUGAAAGGUGAACCUUCACCCCAGUCUGAGGUUCUGAGUGAUCUGGAGCAGGUUUUCAUCAAGGAUCUCAUUGUACGUUGCUCCGUUCAUCUUUCCUUGAUCCUGACUAGUCUCCCAGUCCCUGCUGCUGAAAAACAUCCCCACAUCAUGAUGCUGCCACCACCAUGCUUCACCGUAGGGAUGGUGCCAGGCUUCCUCCAGACAUGAUGGUUGGCAUUCAGACCAAAUAGUUCAAUCUUGGUUUUAUCAGACCAUAGAAUCUUGUUUCUCAUGGUCUGAGAGUCUUUAGGUGCCUUUUGGCAAACUCCAAGUGGGCUGUCAUGUGCCUUUUACUGAGGAGUGGCUUCCAUCUGGCCACUCUACCAGAAAGGCCUGAUUGGUGGAGGGCUGCAGAGAUGGUUGUCCUUCUGGAAGGUUCUCCCAUCUCCACAGAGGAGCUCUGUCAGUGUGACCAUCGGGUUCUUGGUCACCUCCCUGACCAAGGCACUUCUCCCCCAAUUGCUCAGUUUGGCCGGGCGGCCAGCUCUAGGAAGAGUGUUGGUGGUUCCAAACUUCUUCCAUUUAAGAAUGAUUGAGGCCUCUGUGUUCUUGGGGACCUUCAAUGCUGCAGAAAUGUUUUGGUACUCUUCCCCAGAUCUGUGCCUCGACACGAUCCUAUCUCGGAGCUCUAUGGACAAUUCCUUUGACCUCAUGGCUUGGUUUUUGCUCUGACAUGCACUGUCAACUGUGGGCUGUUAUAUAGACAGGUGUGUGCCUUUCCAAAUCAUGUCCAAUCAAUUGAAUUUACCACAGAUGGACUCCAAUCAAGUUGUGGAAACUUCUCAAGGAUGAUCAAUGGAAACAGAAUGCACCUGAGCACAAUUUCGUGUCUCAUAGCAAAGGGUCUGAAUACUGAUGUAAAUAAGCUAUUUCUGUUUUUGUUUUAUACAUUUGCUAAAAUUUCAAAAACCUGUUUUCACGUUGUUAUUAUGGGGUAUUGUGUGUAGCUUGAGGAUUUUUGAAUUCUAUUUAAUCCAUUUUAGGUAACAACAAAAUGUGAAAAUAUUUGAGUGGUCUGAAUACUUUCAGAAUGCACUGCAAUAGAAGAAACACUUCUCACAGCGGUCUAUUCCAUAUGAGGGGUGAUGUGGUGUAACAGAACUUUAGAAGAAGCAGUGAUCGCCUUUUGGAACUCGUUGUUGCUCACAAUGUCACCCUCUCUCCUCUCCUCCCUCAGACGUAAUGAUGGAGAUGUUGCCCCUCCUCUUUUCCUCCUCUCCUCUCUUCUCCUCCCUCAGACGUAAUGAUGGAGAUGUUGCCCCUCCUCUCUUUCCCUCCUCUCUUCUCCUCUAUCAGACGUAAUGAUGGAGAUGUUGCCCCUCCUCUUUUCCUCCUCUCCUCUCUUCUCCUCCCUCAGACGUAAUGAUGGAGAUGUUGCCCCUCCUCUCUUUUCCUCCUCUCCUCCCUUCUCCUCCCUUCUCCUCUAUCAGACGUAAUGAUGGAGAUGUUGCCCCUCCUCUCUUUCCCUCCUCUCUUCUCCUCUAUCAGACGUAAUGAUGGAGAUGUUGCCCCUCCUCUCUUUCCCUCCUCUCUUCUCCUCUAUCAGACGUAAUGAUGGAGAUGUUGCCCCUCCUCUCUUUCCCUCCUCCCUUCUCCUCUAUCAGACGUAAUGAUGGAGAUGUUGUUGCCCCUCUCUCCUCCCUUCCCCUCCCUCAGAUGUAAUGAUGGAGAUGUUGCCCCUCCUCUCUUCUCCUCUCUCCUCUCUUCCUCUCUCCUCCUCCCUCAGACGUAAUGAUGGAGGAGAUGUUGCCCCUCUCUCCUCUCUUCUCCUCUCCCCUCUCUUCCUCUCCCCUCUCUUCUCCUCCCUCAGACGUAAUGAUGGAGGAGAUGUUGCCCCUCCUCUCUCCUCCUCUCUUCUCCCUCAGACGUAAGGAUGGAGGAGAUGUUGCCCCUCCUCUCUCCUCCUCUCUUCCUCUCUCCUCUCUUCUCCUCCCUCAGACAUAAGGAUGGAGGGAAUGGAAAUGCUUUGGGAAAGGGGGCUGAUGAGAGUUUCAGUGUUUUUGGGAUAGGGCUGUUUCUAGGUUUGUUCCAGAUACCAAUUCAACCUAUGUUCAGCAAACAGCCUGUUUUCCUCAGGCUGGACUGUGAUGUUACUGCUCAGAGCGGGAAGAGAAUAGCCACUCCAGACUCUAUACAGACUGUGUCUAACCCUCACACUGACAGCCCCUUGUACUGCACUGUAUAUGAUUUUCCUGUGCAGAAGAUGUUCACUUGCUCAAAUCAUUUAAACUAUUGGACAAUUUGAAUAAAUAAAUAUAUAUAUAUUAUAAGGAAAUAAAAGCUAGUUUAAUAGAAAUGUGCUCUGUACAUUGACCCGGGAUAUAAGGAAAUAAAAGCUAGUUUUUUAAGGGUAAUGUGUAGAAGUACCAGUCAAGUUUGGACCCACCUACUCAGUCCAUGGUUUUUAUUUGUACUAUUUGUCACAACACAACUGAUUGGCUAAAAUGCAUUAAGAAGGAAAGAAAUAUCACAAAAGUGCUCAGCAUAUGUAGAAAAUAUGUAGAAAAUAGUAAAAAUAAAGAAAAAUCCUUGAAUGAGUAGGUGUGUUCACACUGUAGACUGGUGCUGUAUGUCAGAAAGGCCUGAUUGGUGGAGUGCUGCAGAGAUGGUUGUCUGUUUUACUCUACUCCUCUCAUCCUUGAAUGAGUAGGUGUGUUCACACUGUAGACUGGUACUGUAUGUCAGGACAAUGUUUCUCAUCCCACAACAAAUGUGACGUUACAAUUGCACUAAACAGUUGCACUUCGACUUAAAUAAAAUGGAAAAACUAAAUUGAAA
Oncorhynchus kisutch (coho salmon) is the source of this 6792-nucleotide messenger RNA. RefSeq names its product TSC22 domain family protein 1. Gene Ontology annotation, biological process: negative regulation of apoptotic process; regulation of transcription by RNA polymerase II; positive regulation of cell population proliferation. Gene Ontology annotation, cellular component: nucleus; cytosol. The transcript has 3 exons. The record is from RefSeq and is a predicted model, not a curated record. Lineage: Eukaryota; Metazoa; Chordata; Actinopteri; Salmoniformes; Salmonidae. Bases 735 to 2975 code for a protein of 746 amino acids.